Molecule: messenger RNA, 2030 nt
Organism: Didymodactylos carnosus
Lineage: Eukaryota; Metazoa; Rotifera; Eurotatoria; Philodinida; Philodinidae
Source: the annotation of a GenBank genome assembly
UUUGAACAUAUCUCAAGAUUCAUGUUACCAUGCAGCUCAGCUAAGCAAUCUGGAUUCAGUCCAGAUCUUAGAUGUAGUCCAUCACAAUUUUGACUUAUGACACAUUUGAAGAAUAUGAAGAUUGUAUUGGUGAAAAUGCACUUGAAGCUGUUGAAUCAGAGAAAGAUAGUGAAAUUGUUUGUCUUCGUCCACUUCAUGAAAGUAAAUGGGAGUUAAAAGCUGGCUAUGCUUUUGAGAAACACUGGCGAUGCGCAACAGAAAAUAAUGAAAUGACACUGACUGGACUAGUAUUCGUUAUCAGCUUUCUCGGUAAUACAACAGCGGGUAAAAGUUUUAUUUCAAAACAUUUUUUUGAUGAAAAUGAGCAGAAGCCAUGGACAAGCGCUGAAAGUGAUAAUCUGGGUAGCACAACAUCUAAUAUCAACUGUUUCGAAUGUCAAAAAGUGAACAAAAUGACGAGUAAAACUCUAUUAUUAGAUUUUGAGGGAGAAAAUGGAACAUCGACUCCUUUAAUGCUACGUUUUCGUCACUAUUUGUCACACAAAAAGACUGUUAAUGCACUUAAGAGGCUCCUAGACAGAUCAAAAGCUGUAUCGGAAUAUUUCCCAAAAUUAGCCUAUAUUUUGAGCAAUGUUGUAGUCUAUGUUGGUAGAGAAGACAUUGUUGUCUCAGAGUAUCUUAAACGCUGUUGUGAAUUUGCACAGCGUGCUAAUGAAGGCGUGAGUCAAGUUGUUUACCGUCCAGUAUUAAUCAUUAUUCAAAAUCAAAGUUCCUUAGGAAAAACGUUUGGCAUCAUGAAGGUUACAGAGGAGUUUAAAGCUAUUCAUAAAGACAAUGAAAAACUGAGAGAACUGGAAAAAUAUUUUUCAGAAAUUUUUUGUAUGCGCUUGCCGCAUACGGAAAUUGUACAAAAAGUGAAAGGAGGGACAAAUAUUGAUGGUGAAGUUGUGUUUAACGAGCAAAUCGCUGAAUUAAAAGAAAAACUGAUAGAUAUUGAUAAGAAAUCUAAGCAACGAUUAAUAACUCAUUCCCAGUGGCUAUAUCUGUUAGACAGAGUUCUUGAUAUUGUUUCUAGUGGUCGCUCAGUUUCUAUACAUAAUCUUCUCUCGGAGGUAACCGAUACAGGCGAGGUGUAUGAAUCUAUUGCGAAACGACUAUUCGUUAGUUUGUAUUCGGAAAAAUACAUUCAUUUCUCGGAAUGGUUCAAACACUGUCGUAAAUUUGCAAUACAAGCUCUCGCACGAAGUCUCGCAGUGAAUUUCUUAAAACAGGAGGAAAUUGCAAGUGAACGUGUUAUACAUGAAAAAUGUGAUGAAGCGCUGAAAGCACUCUGGAAACUUCUUGAUGAAUUUAUUCCAUGUGAAGCACUUCAUCCGAACCCUUGUGCUUUAGGCACUAAUUCACCAAUCUCCUGUUUUCAGCAUAAAGGGGCCCAUCCAACUCAUCGAACCAGUGAAGUGUCAGGGGGCUGGUUUAUCACGUUUAUCGGCAAGCUGACCGCAGUGACGUGGGAGGGUACUUUUGUAACAACUGAAGCUGAUAAACCAAGUCCGUCUGUAUUGGAAGAUUUUAUAGCUAUGACAUUCAAUUAUCUGAAAAUUUUGAAAGAGUCUCCACAAUCUAGGUAUCAGUCGUUUAAGGAUUUGCUCGACGAAUAUAAGUUAAAAGAAAGAGACAUUGGUGCCUUGCCAGCUCGGACAUGUCCGUGUUGUUUGAAACGUCGGUCAUUUGGCAGAUUUCCACUAAGACGAAUAAGUAUUUUUGAGCGGACACCGUUUUGCAGGCAGUGUACGAAUCAAAUCGAUACACUUUCCUGGUCAAAAGUUCCACAAAUUAAAGGCCAGGCGUAUGCUACUAGUGACAACGAUAAAUGCAUCCUAUGUCGGGUUGAUAAAAGAGAUCAUGUUCUUGUACCAUGUGGUGAUCGAGGGUUUUGCCAGAAAUGUGCGGUUAAAAUUCAAACAGAAACGAGAGUUUGUCCACGAUGUAAGAAUAAGGUGGACGCUAUACAAAAACUGAACGACGAGUAA